AUGGCAGCGGGUCCUAUAGCUGAAAGAAACCAAGAUGCCACGAUUUAUGUUGGAGGUUUGGACGACAGAGUUACUGAAAGUUUGUUAUGGGAAUUAUUCGUACAAGCAGGUCCUGUGGUCAAUGUUCACAUGCCAAAGGAUCGGGUGACACAGACACAUCAAGGGUAUGGGUUUGUGGAAUUUAUGGGAGAGGAAGAUGCAGAUUAUGCCAUUAAGGUGAUGAACAUGAUAAAACUAUAUGGCAAACCAGUGAGGGUCAAUAAAGCAUCGGCACAUCAAAAGAAUCUUGAUGUUGGUGCCAAUGUUUUUAUUGGUAAUUUGGAUCCAGAAGUUGAUGAAAAAUUGUUAUAUGAUACAUUUUCAGCGUUCGGAGUAAUUCUACAAACACCUAAGGUUAUGAGAGAUCCAGAAACUGGUAAUUCUAAAGCCUUUGCCUUUAUUAACUUUGCAUCAUUUGAAGCUUCCGAUGCAGCAAUUGAGGCUAUGAAUAAUCAAUAUUUGUGUAACAGACCUAUUUCUGUAUCAUACGCCUUCAAAAAGGAUGUUAAAGGUGAAAGACACGGUUCGGCGGCUGAGAGGUUGCUAGCUGCUCAAAACCCACUGUCGCACGCGGAUCGUCCUCACCAGCUGUUCGCCGACGCACCACCAACUAUGAUGGGUCCCAUACUAAUGGCGCCACCCCCACCACCUACUCCAUCCCCAAUGCCCCCACCAGGUCCUCCAAUGAACGCCAGGCCUCCUCCCCCUCUCCCAAUGGCUGCACCACCACCACCACCUACUUCGAUGCCACCUCCAGGACCACCACCACCACCAGGCCCUCCACCACCACCGCCACCUUUCCAUCACUUCCCACCACCGCCAUUCGGACCACCUGGCUUCGGCCCCCCGCCUCCUCCAGGAGCAAGACCUCCUCCGCCUUGGAGGCCCCCUCCUCCCUCCUUCAGGCCUCAGUUUCCUCCACGAGGCCCUCCUCCGUUUGGACAUCCCCCUUUCCCCCCGCACCACCCGCCUGAACCGAAUUACAACUAUUAAAUGUAUUUAACUUUAAGAAAUAUAAGAAUAAUUUUAUCA
This is a messenger RNA of Melitaea cinxia (Glanville fritillary), 1071 nucleotides long. It is a transcript of the gene Spx, whose product is annotated as splicing factor 3B subunit 4. NCBI's taxonomy places the organism in Eukaryota, Metazoa, Arthropoda, Insecta, Lepidoptera, Nymphalidae. Gene Ontology annotation, molecular function: RNA binding. The transcript has 6 exons. The record is from RefSeq and is a predicted model, not a curated record. Gene Ontology annotation, cellular component: U12-type spliceosomal complex; nucleolus. The coding region runs from base 1 to 1032 and encodes 343 amino acids. Gene Ontology annotation, biological process: positive regulation of mRNA splicing, via spliceosome.